This is a messenger RNA of Rotaria sordida, 942 nucleotides long. Lineage: Eukaryota; Metazoa; Rotifera; Eurotatoria; Philodinida; Philodinidae. The record is from the annotation of a GenBank genome assembly.
AUGGUAACAAUCAAUUCUCUUCCUCCAGAAGUGUUAACAAACAUUUUAAACAGAAUUCCUAUACUUUCCGAGUUAUUUUCCAUUUCGACAACAUGUCGUCUUUGGCAUUCUGUUAUUAUUGAUGAAUGGUUUCUUCAACAGAGAUUUGAACGUUUUAAAAAAGAAAAUAGCAUCGGCCAUUGGAAAUUUGAAGAUGCUUCCCAUAUUGGACAUGACUCUUCUGGUUAUACGAAGAACAAUUAUUCCAUCAUAGGUCAACCUAUUCAGUCCAAUUGUUUUCUCGGUAAAUCGAUUCAACUCGAUGGGCAAUCGAUGAUUACUAUACCAGUAAAGGAUCUUGCUCGUUAUCAAACAGAUUAUUUUGCCAUGUCAUGUUGGAUUUAUUGUAAUAAAACAUUUUCGACUGAAUGGCAAGUAGCAGUAGGAUCAUGGUAUGAUUGGAAAAAUUCAUGGUUUCAUCUUGGUUUUUAUGGACAAGAAACACUUCACAAUCAAAUAUUGAUUUCCAAUACACAUCAGUAUCAAUUCAAUUGUCAUUCAAAAACAAAAAUUCAAACAAAGAGAUGGUAUCAUGUGGUGAUACAAGUGUCACGAGAAAAACAAGAAAUCUAUAUAGAUGGAAAACGGGAAGGUCAGUUGGAUAUGACCGACCCAAACAACCGUAGUGAGAUAUGGAGCCAUCCUAUGAGUCGAACAGAAAAAUGGGAAGAUAUGCAAAUGGAUAUGCCACAUGCUCUAUGUAUCGGUUCAAAAUCAUCAGAAUCCUUUCCACGUACAUUCUGGCAUGGACAAGUGGCAGAUGUUUGCAUUUGCACUAAAUGGUUUCAUCCAAAAGAAAUUCAAGCCAUUUAUCAAUCCAAGGUCACUAUCGAUAAGGUCAACUUCGGAAAGUUUGUGGUGAAUAAUAUUAUCGAAAACCCCUCAGAUCAAAAUGAAAUAUAG